AAUGAAAGAGAUAUAUACCUUCCUUGCACAACUUAUGAACCACACAUAUAUAGUAACCCAACCCAUUUCAUCUCAUUCUUCUUUCUUCUUCCAUUUUCCACACCCGAAAGAAAAUGAAAAUGCCAUCUUUUCUAGAUUCUUUACCUCAACGUUCAUUCUUCUUUUGUUUCCUCCUUCUUCCACUUUUGCUUUUACUCUUGCUCUUAGUCCCACCUUCAUCUUCUUCUUCUUCAACUUUAUCUUCAUCCUCUUCAAGUUCCUCUAAUAAAGUAACCAUGUCAAUCUACUAUGAAAGUUUGUGUCCUUAUUGUGCUGAUUUCAUAGUGAAUCAUCUUGUGAAACUCUUCCAAACAAAUCUCAUCUCCAUUGUUAACCUUAGAUUGAUCCCUUGGGGGAAUGCUUGGAUUGCACCUGAUGGCACUUUUGAUUGUCAGCAUGGAAAUGAUGAAUGCUUUCUAAACACGAUCGAGGCCUGCACCAUUAAAAUAUAUCCUGAUGCGGGACAGCAUUUCAGAUUUAUACACUGUUUGGAGCGUCUGACUUUAGAGAAUCGUCAUAAGGAAUGGUUUAAUUGCUUCCAAAUGACAGGCUUGACCACAAUGCCUAUUGAUUGCUACAAAAAUGGCAAUGGAAAAUCUAUUGAACAAAAGUUUGCUAAGGAAACAGCUGACCUCAAUCCUCCUCAUAAUUUUGUUCCAUGGGUGGUUAUCAACAACCAAGCACUCAAAGAGGACUACUUAAAUUUUGUGGCAUAUAUUUGCAAGGCAUACAAGGGAAAUUUGAAACCAGAUGCUUGUGGAUCAGUUUCAACAAAAACUUAUUAUGAUUCAGAUGCAAAAAUCAACUCUUCUCAUCAUGUUUGUUAUAUAGAUGAAGCCAAAAAUCUCACCUUACUAGGUACUAGUCACCAAAUUAAGGUGUAAAUUCCUAUGACAAAUGAAGUUGGAAUGCAUUUUUGAUAAUUUUCAUGUGGAAAUGCAAAUGAUUAUGAUAGAA
Lathyrus oleraceus (garden pea) is the source of this 996-nucleotide messenger RNA. Its product is annotated as gamma-interferon-responsive lysosomal thiol protein. Lineage: Eukaryota; Viridiplantae; Streptophyta; Magnoliopsida; Fabales; Fabaceae. Gene Ontology annotation, molecular function: oxidoreductase activity, acting on a sulfur group of donors, disulfide as acceptor. Bases 114 to 923 code for a protein of 269 amino acids. The record is from RefSeq and is a predicted model, not a curated record. The transcript is spliced from 5 exons.